GGAAGUGCUGAUUCAUCUCCUGGCGAUGUCGCUGAAGACUGGGAAAAUGAUGGGGCAAGCGAGAGCAUGGAAAAGCAACUUACUGAACGGUUCAAGCAGGUCCGUAUCCUUCAAAGAGCUCAGGCCGAUAAAGAAGCGCGUAAAGAAAAGGCAGCGAAAAGCCUGGAGGAGGCCCGGUUAAAUCCGUCGUUGUUACCCACGCCAUCAGUUGUGGCUGCAGGCCCUGGAGGUGUCCCUCCCGCUCCUGUUAGGAUUUUGAGACGUCCAGAGAGCAGCGAAAAGUUACGAGAAGAAAAAAGCAAAUCGCCCGAACAGAUUCGUGUGCCCCGUUUCACCGACUUGCCUCUAGCAGCACCGCCACUCGAUGGCUCAUUGGGUGGUUCAAUCAUGAUAACCUCCAUGGGCAAUAUUGCUCCGUCCGCCAUGCCUCCUAUGCAGUCAAAGCAACAGACAUCACAACAGAAGCCGGUCUCACUACUAGCAAUGUCCAGCCCACCGGUAGGACUGCCUAUUCAGCAGCCGAAUGCCAUUGGUCAGCAAGUUGAUGUGAAUGGUCAACAGCAACCGUGCAUGGUCACUCAACCGCCUCCGUCACAACAAGCGAUGAAUGCAUAUCCACAUUAUGUGAUCGCACAGUCUCAACAGCCCAUACCAUACGCUAUGACCUUAGGAGGAAAGCAGACGAUGGUUCCGCCGUACAUUGAUACAACUCGUCCACCUCCGGCGAUGGCUAUCCCAUCCAUGGCUGUAAAUCCUCAGAUGCAAAUGCCUGCAGGGGGUAUGCCCGUAGCUCCUCCUCCAGGGAUAAGACAAAGUUACUACAACCCUCAGGGUGUGGUACCCAAUCCUGCUCAAUUUCAAAUACGCCACGGCUUGUCUCAACAGCAGCAACAAUCUGGUUUAACGUAUGGGCCUAAUGUCAUGUCAAUAUAUCCACCCGGAACUUUGACAGCGGCUAUGCGUGGUACAGUCGAAUCAAGUUGCAACGCUCCGGUGGUAGUUAGCAGUGUUUCGCACUCACGGAAAGGAAGGAGAAGCCGGAAUAAGCGGGAAAAUCAGUGA
Molecule: messenger RNA, 1062 nt
Organism: Strongylus vulgaris
Lineage: Eukaryota; Metazoa; Nematoda; Chromadorea; Rhabditida; Strongylidae
Source: the annotation of a GenBank genome assembly